CGAUGAUGAAUGUCAAAUGUGUGUAAACAAAAACAGCCGGAUUUUUAAUCAAAAACAAAAAUAAACUGAUAGAAAUACAACUCUUAUAGUAUUAUAGAAAUAGUGACAAUGAUAUCAGAAUUCGCAAAAGAAAAAGUAUAUUGGACGAGAAAGAUGAAUUUAAAAUUAGUGAAAUUCAUGGAAAGCAGACCGAACAUUUGGAACCCUAAACAUCCAAAGUACACUUCGUUAAAAUACAGAGACAAAACUUACGCGGAAUUUGCUUCAUUGUACGGUAACGAGUUCACAGGACAGAUUGUAAAAGACCGUUGGACGAAUAUACGGUCUACCUUUGCCAAUUACUUGAGGAAAGUAAAAGCAAAUCAGGCUAAAGGCGAUGGAGAGAUUUACAAGGUAACCUGGCACUUAUGGGAUGCCUGCAAGUUUCUACUUAAAGUAAACAAAAACAUUCAAGGGGAUGCAAAUGACUGCAGUAAUAAUGAUUUAAAGGAUGAAACAGAACAAGAAGACUUAUCUAGUAAUUCCGAUAACUCGGAAAAAUCUAACAACAGUGACCCUACAUGUCAAAAUAUAGCUAACGGUAUUCUAAAUGUAUUCCGUGGAGUUCAAAAUGAUGUUUUCGGUUUAGAAAAUACGAAGUAUGGACAAGUAGGACAAUUAGUUGCUCAAAAAUUAUCACAAAUGAGUUCCUAUGAAGCAGCACAAAUGUCAAAUAAAAUAACAGAAAUAUUGUUAAUGUACCAUGAAGAUAAUCCUUUGAAUCCAAAUAAUUUAAAAUCAGAACUAAAUAUAAGUUGAAUAUUAAUGUACAGUCAGCCAAUUUGUUUAUACAGAUAAAAAUAUACUUACCAACUAAUGGUUGUACUAUAGUUGGGCCAUUAUAAAUGUACUAACUACCGUGUCAAAGAAACUGUGGACUGUACAUACAUAUUUAUUAGAUAAUCACUAGAUUAUCUUCGUUUUAGUAUGACACUCAACUUUUAAGUUAAGGACUACAUCUU
Molecule: messenger RNA, 1001 nt
Organism: Spodoptera littoralis (African cotton leafworm)
Lineage: Eukaryota; Metazoa; Arthropoda; Insecta; Lepidoptera; Noctuidae
Source: the annotation of a GenBank genome assembly